Molecule: messenger RNA, 4919 nt
Organism: Tupaia belangeri chinensis (Chinese tree shrew)
Lineage: Eukaryota; Metazoa; Chordata; Mammalia; Scandentia; Tupaiidae
Gene: FANCD2
Product: FA complementation group D2
Exons: 44
Coding region: 204-4571 (1455 amino acids)
Biological process (GO): double-strand break repair involved in meiotic recombination; homologous chromosome pairing at meiosis; mitotic intra-S DNA damage checkpoint signaling
Cellular component (GO): nucleus; condensed chromosome
Molecular function (GO): DNA polymerase binding
Source: RefSeq, a predicted model, not a curated record
GGACGGCGACGGCUUCUCGGCGGGUGAGCGCAGGACGCUGCCUUGGACUCUCGAGGCCCGGCGCCCUUGCGGCCUGGUUUCCGGGUCCGGGCUGAGCCUCACUUUCCCUGCGGGUCUCCGCGCCCGAACUUCGGCUUCGUCAUCUGCCUUCGCGUGGAUUAAUCCCCCAGGAAGUAAUUGAGGUGCAGAAAAUUUUGGUUAAAAUGGUUUCUAAAAGAAGGCUAUCAAAAUCGGAGGCGAAAGAGAGCCUGACAGAAGAUGCCUCUACUGGGAAACAACCACUUUCCAAAAAGGCCAAGAAAUCUCAAGUUCCUGAUGAUGUUGAAGAAAGUGACAGUGUCUUUGUAAGACUUCUUAAAAUGUCGGGACUUACUCUUAAAACUGGAGAGAAUCAGAAUCAACUAGCCGUGGAUCAAAUAGCUUUUCAAAAGAAGCUCUUUCAGGCCCUGAAGAAACAUCCUUCUUAUCCCAAAAUAAUAGAAGAAUUUGUUAGUGGCCUGGAGUCUUACAUUGAGGACCAAGACAGCUUCAGGAACUGCCUUCUGCCUUGUGAACACCUGCAAGAUGAGGAAGCCAGCAUGGGUACAUCUUACUCUAAGAGCCUCAUCAAAUUGCUUCUGGGGAUUGACAUAUUACAGCCUGCCAUUAUCAAAACCUUAUUUGAAAAGCUGCCAGAAUUUUUUUUUGAAAACAUGAACAAUGAUGGAAUCCACAUGCCUCGACUCAUUUUCAGUCAACUAAAAUGGCUCGACAGAGUUGUAGAUGGCAAGGAUCUCACCACCAAGAUCAUGCAGCUGAUCAGCGUUGCUCCAGAGUACCUGCAGCACGACUUCAUCACCAGUCUGCCUGAAAUCCUAGGGGACUCCCAGCAUGCUGAUGUGGGGAGAGAACUCAGUGACCUACUAACAGAUAAUACCCCACUGACCGUCCCCAUCCUGGAUGUCCUGUCCAGCCUCCAACUCGACUCAGACCUUCUGGCUAAGGUCCGCCAGUUGGUGAUGGAUAACUUGUCAUCUGUCAGAUUGGACGACUUACCUGUGAUAGUCAAGUUCAUUCUUCAUUCCAUAACAGCCACGGAUGCACUUGAAGUAAUUUCUGAGCUUCGGGAGAAGUUGGAUCUUCAGCAUUGUAUUUUGCCAUCACGGUUCCUGGCUUCCCAAAGCAAGUUGAAAAGUAAAGGUCGAGCAAGUUCUUCAGGGAAUCAAGAGAGCAGCGGUCAAGACUGUGUUCUCCUCCUCUUCGAUAUAAUAAAGUCAGCUGUUAGGUAUGAGAAAACCAUUUCUGAAGCCUGGAUCAAGGCAAUUGAAAGAAUUUCCUCCGUGUCUGAACACAAGACUUUUGACCUGGCAAUGCUUCUCAUCAUCUAUAGCACCAACACUCAGACAAAGAAGUACAUCGAGAGGGUGCUAAGGAAUAAGAUUCGGUCAGGCUGCAUCGAGGAUCAACUGCUACAGGGCACCUUCUACAUUCAUUACACGGUUCUGAAGGAUAUUUGUCCGUCCAUUCUGUCACUGGCUCAGAGUUUGCUUCACUCCCUCGAUCCAAAUACGAUGUCGUUUGGCAGUCUCCUAUACAAAUACGCAUUUAGAUUUUUUGACACUUACUGCCAGCAGGAAGUGGUUGGUGCUCUAGUGACCCAUAUCUGCAGUGGGAAUGAAACUGAAGUUGAUACUGCUUUGGAUGUCCUCCUGGAUUUGGUAGUGCUCAACUUGUCUGCCAUGAGACUGAAUGCUGUCUUUAUAAAGGGCAUCUUAGAUUACCUGGAUAAUAUGUCCCCUCAGCAAAUACGAAAACUCUUCUAUAUUCUGAGCACACUGGCCUUCCGAAAGCAGCAUGAAGCCAGCAGCCACAUCCAGGAUGACAUGCACCUGGUGAUACGGAAGCAGCUGUCCAGCACCGUAUUCAAGUACAAACUCAUUGGGAUUGUUGGCGCGGUCACCAUGGCUGGCAUCAUAGCAGCGGACAGAAGCGGACCUUCUAGUUUGAGCCAAGGGAGAGCAGACCUGAGCGACGAGCAGUGCGCACAGGUGACGUCCUUGCUACAGUUGGUUCAUUCCUGUUGUGAGAAGUGUCCCGAGGCCUCUGCGUUGUAUUUCGAUGAAUUUGCCAACCUGAUCCAAGCAGGAAAGCUGGCUCCAAAAGCCCUGGAAUGGCUCGGACAGAAUAUCUUUAGUGAUUUCCAAGAUGCCUUUGUGGUGGACUACUCCGCCGUUCCAGAAGGUGACUUUCCAUUUCCUGUGAAAGCGCUCUAUGGCCUGGAAGAAUACAGCUCUCAAGACGGGAUCGCCAUCAACCUCCUGCCGCUGCUGUACUCGCAGGACUUUGCACAUGAAGAGGGUCAAGGGACUUCCCAGGAAUCAGGCCAGAAAUCGGUGUCUCCAUUGUGCCUGGCGCCCUUUUUCCGGUUACUGAGACUUUGUGUGGAGAGACAACACGACGGGAACUUGGAGGAGAUCGAUGGUCUGUUAGAUUGUCCCGUACUCCUCACUGACCUGGAGCCUGGAGAGAGGCUGGGAUCCAUGUCUGCUAGAGAGCACUCCUUCCUGUGUUCACUCAUAUUUCUUACUCUCAACUGGUUCCGAGAGGUUGUGAAUGCCUUCUGCAGGCAAACAUCUCCUGAGAUGAAGGGGAAGGUGCUCACCCGGUUAAAGCACAUUGCAGAACUGCAGAAAAUCCUAGAAGAGUACCUGGCAGUCGCCCCAGACUGUGUUCCUCCUCUUGCAAGCUUCGACUUGGAAACUUUAGAUAUAACACCUCAUACCAGUACUGCUGUUUCUGCCAAAAUGAGACGAGGAAAGAUAGGAGGAAGGAAACGAAAAGCAGAUGGCAGCAAAACAUCUUCCCCUGACACACUUUCAAAGGAGGAUAAUUCAGUUUCAAAGGAAGAUAAUUCAGAAUGCGACCCUACACCAUCUGAUAAGAGCCGCGAUAAGGAGAUGACAGGGAAGGAGGAAAAGGCAUCCGUGUUACUGCAGAAUUACCAUGCCUUUUUCCGCGAGCUGGACAUUGAGGUCUUCUCUAUUCUGCAUUGCGGACUCGUGACCAAGUUCAUCUUAGACACUGAAAUGCACACUGAAGCUGCCGAAGUUGUGCAACUCGGGCCCCUGGAGCUGCUUUUCUUGCUGGAAGACCUCUCCCAGAAGAUGGAGAACAUGCUGGCACCUUCUAUUACCAGGAGGAUCCCCUUCCUCAAGAAUAAAGGAAGCCGGAAUGUCGGAUUCUCACAUCUUCAUCAGAGAUCUGCCCAAGAACUUGCUCGUUGUGUUGUUCAGCUGCUGACCCCAAUGUGUAACCACCUGGAGAACAUUCACAACUAUUUUCAGUGCUUAACUCCUGAGAGUGACGGUGUGGUUGACGGCCCAGCAGUGAACGAUCAGGAGUACCACGUAAUGUCUUCCUGCUAUCAGAGGCUCCUGCAGGUCUUCCACGGGCUCUUUGCUUGGAGUGGAUUUUCUCAGCCUGAAAAUUUUAAUUUACUGUACUCAGCCCUUGGUGUCCUCACUAACCGACUGAAGCAGGGAGAACAAGACCAGCCCUUGGAGGAACUGCUCAGCCAGAGCUUCCACUACUUGCAGAAUUUCCAGCACAGCAUUCCCAGUUUCCAGUGUGCUCUGUAUCUCGUCAGACUUCUGAUGGUCAUUUUGGAGAAAUCGACAUCUCCUGCUCAGAACAAAGAAAAAAUUGCUUCCCUGACUAGACACUUCCUCUGUCGAGUGUGGCCGACGGGGGAGAAGGAGAAGAGCAGCAUCUCUAAUAACCAGCUCCACGACUUGUUCUGUAUCUACUUGGAGCACACAGACAAUGUUCUGAAAGCCAUAGAGGAGAUUGCUGGUGUUGGGGUCCCAGAAUUAAUCAACUCUCCUAAAGAUGCAUCUUCCUCCACGUUCCCUACGCUGACCAGGCAGAGCUUUGUCAUUUUCUUCCGUGUGAUGAUGGCUGAGCUGGAGAAGACAGUGAAAGGCCUUCAGGCUGGCACAGCAGCAGACUCACAGCAGGUUCAUGAAGAGAAGCUCCUGUACUGGAACAUGGCUGUUCGAGACUUCAGCAUCCUCCUCAACCUGAUAAAGGUAUUUGACAGUCGUCCUGUUCUGCAUGCAUGUUUGAAGUAUGGACGUCUCUUUGUGGAAGCAUUCCUGAAGCAGUGUAUGCCGCUCCUAGACUUCAGUUUUAAAAAGCACCGGGAAGAUGUUCUGAGCUUACUGGAAACCUUCCAGCUGGACACAAGGCUGCUUCAUCACCUGUGUGGGCAUUCCAAGAUUCACCAGGAUACAAGACUCACCAAACAUGUGCCUUUGCUCAAAAAGACCCUUGAGCUGUUAGUUUGCAGAGUCAAAGCCAUGCUUAUCCUCAACAAUUGUAGAGAGGCUUUCUGGCUGGGCAAUCUCAAAAAUCGGGACUUGCAGGGUGAAGAGAUUAUGUCCCAGAAUUCUCAGGAGAGCACAGCAGAUGACACGGAGGAUGACACGUCAUCCCAGGUCUCCAAGAGCAAAACGACGGAGGAUGGUGAAGAAGACAUAAGUGAUGGAGAAGAGGAGCAGGAUAGUGAUGAGAUAGACGACGACUCUGAAUAGACCGCAGAGACUGCUGCCUCCCUUCCCCACCCAUGCCAUUCCCACUUUGUUUCUAGGGUUUGAAGUCUGUCUGCCUUUCUAACCAGGAGCAUCCUGCUUUGUCCUCGAAGAGGGGCCUUUGUUUUUUAAUUGAAUUGUGGUUUCAUAGGUGGUCUAACAACAUCAAUCCCUGACUCAGGAUUCCAGUGUACGGUUAUUUAUUGGUUUGGAUAAACAUGACAGUGCUACACUGUAGUGUAAAAAUGCCGAGUCAUGGUUCUGGACUUUGGAAGCUAGUUUUGAAACACUUUGGUUUGUUCUAAAAUUUAGGCUUGUACCCGUUUUACAAAUAAACUCUGUUGCAAGUUC